This is a messenger RNA of Eufriesea mexicana, 2356 nucleotides long. Its product is annotated as chitobiosyldiphosphodolichol beta-mannosyltransferase. Gene Ontology annotation, molecular function: mannosyltransferase activity; omega peptidase activity. Bases 4 to 2259 code for a protein of 751 amino acids. The transcript has 14 exons. The record is from RefSeq and is a predicted model, not a curated record. Gene Ontology annotation, cellular component: endoplasmic reticulum. Lineage: Eukaryota; Metazoa; Arthropoda; Insecta; Hymenoptera; Apidae.
AAAAUGUGGAGUAUUUAUUUGUUUUGUGUAAUUCCUUUAAUUCUGUUUAUAAUUGGAAAAUUAUAUUUAAGUGUACAUAGAAAACAUAAGAAUGUUUGUAUUGUUGUUCUUGGAGAUUUAGGUAGAAGUCCUAGAAUGCAAUAUCAUGCAAUAUCAUUUGUAAAAGAAGGUUUUACGGUAGACUUUAUAGGUUAUCCCGGUUCGUCCCCUUUAAAACAAAUAAAAGAAAAUUCUCGCAUACAGAUUUAUUAUCUUCGUCCGCCUCCAAAAAUAGAAGAUAAAUUGUCUCGUUCAUUUUAUUAUAUGAUAAAAACAAUAUGGCAAACUUUUAACCUUUUGUGGGUUUUGUUUAAUAAACAUAUACCAAGUUAUAUACUAAUACAGAACCCACCUGCAAUACCAACAAUUCCAGUUUGUUGGUUUUAUUCUAUUGUUGUUGGUUCACAAUUUAUUAUUGAUUGGCAUAAUUAUGCAUAUACUCUUAUGGCAUUGAGUUUAAAAGAUGAUCAUUUCCUUGUAAAAUUUGCAAAAAUAAUUGAAAUAUAUUUUGGUUCCAAAGCACAUUAUAGCUUUUGUGUAUCUCAAGCAAUGAAAGAAGACUUACAAAAGAAGUGGCAAAUUUUAAGUAAGGUUUUAUAUGAUCGUCCAGGAAAUCAAUUUCAACCUAUAUCUUUAGCAGAAAAACAUGCAUUUUUAUUAAAAUUAAGUGAGAAAUAUCACAUAUUAAAAGGUCCAAAAGAAAACUCAACUGUAUUUACAGAAUGUAUAGAAAAUGAAAUACACUUACCUUCCAAAAGAUUGGGUUUAAUUGUAUCUAGUACAAGUUGGACAGAAGAUGAAGACUUUUCAAUAUUGUUAAAUGCAUUACAAGAAUAUGAAAAUGCAAUUGUACAAAAUACUUGUAAUCUACCUGAUUUAAUAUGUAUAAUAACUGGUAAAGGACCUUUGAAAGAAUUCUAUACUGCUAUCAUAAAAUUAAAGAAUUGGGAACACGUUACAGUUUUGACACCAUGGCUUGAAAGUGAAGAUUAUCCUAAGAUGCUAGCUAGUGCAGAUUUAGGCAUUUGUCUUCAUACAUCAUCUAGUGGAUUAGAUUUACCAAUGAAAAUUAUUGACAUGUUUGGUUGCAAACUUCCUGUUUGUGCAUAUAAUUUUAAAUGUUUAUCAGAACUUGUUAAGCACAAUGAAAAUGGAAUGAUUUUCUCAAGUGAUAAGGAACUAGCAGUACAAUUAAAAUCAUGGUUUGAAAAUUUUCCUAAUAAUGAUGUUCAACACAAAUUAAAUAAAAAAUUUCAAGAGGAGUUGCAUAAAUUUCAAGAAAUCCGGUGGCAUGGGCAAUUUAGUUCACUUGAAGAUAUCACAUGGUUAAACAAUCGACCUAUUAUUGGCGUUCUAGCACAAGAACUGUCGUAUAAUAUGAGAAAGUACUAUUCAACGGAUCGUUACCAUAGUUAUAUUGCCGCAUCAUAUGUAAAAUUUAUUGAAGGAGCUGGUGCGAGAGUUGUUCCAAUAUGGAUUGGAAAAAACGAAUCGUACUACAGAAACAUUUUAAAUAACAUAAAUGGAGUCCUCUGGCCUGGAGGAGCAACUUUAUUUGAUAACGAUGACGGAUACGCUGAUGCAGGAUAUUUGAUUUACAAAAUUGCGAGGAGGAUGAAUAAAAAUGGUGAUUAUUUUCCAAUUUUUGGGAUAUGUUUGGGAUUUGAGUUGUUGACGUAUGUUGUUGCCAACCGCACUAAGCACAGAAUAGACUGUGAUAGUAUAAAUGAAGCACUUCCAUUGGAAUUUACGCCAGAUUUCCGAAAAGGUAGGAUGUUUAAUAAAGCAUCAUCUGAUAUUAUAGACAUAUUGAAAACAAAAAACGUGACAUCAAAUUUCCAUCAAUAUUGCGUUACGAAACAAAAGUUACAAAAAGUUGGUAUAGAUAAUCAAUUUCGAAUACUGUCUUAUAAUCACGAUAAGGAUGGAAUUAAGUUUAUUUCUUCGUUAGAACACGUUAAUUAUCCUUUUUACGGCGUGCAAUUUCAUCCAGAGAAAAAUUUAUACGAAUGGAUUCUUGGAAGAAAAAUUCCACAUGGAACAAAUGCCAUUAAAACUGCACAAUAUUUUGCAAAUUUCUUUGUUAAUGAAGCACGUAAGAACAACCAUGAAUUUGCUUCCAAAGAUGAAGAAGCUUUAAGCUUGAUUUACAAUUACCCAGUGACUUACACUGGGCUAAAGAAUUCUUCAUUUGUGCAAUGUUACAUAUUUAAAAACUAAUAAUAUAUCGAUUUUCAAAUUAGCUAAUUUUCAUUUGUUAGAUUUACUGUAUAUUAUUAUUAAUUAUUAUUGUAUUAUAUGUAUAGAAAUGUUGGGU